Pogonomyrmex barbatus (red harvester ant) is the source of this 1637-nucleotide messenger RNA. RefSeq names its product Autophagy-related 10 (gene Atg10). Gene Ontology annotation, cellular component: cytosol. Gene Ontology annotation, biological process: protein lipidation; protein modification by small protein conjugation; autophagy of mitochondrion. The record is from RefSeq and is a predicted model, not a curated record. Lineage: Eukaryota; Metazoa; Arthropoda; Insecta; Hymenoptera; Formicidae. Gene Ontology annotation, molecular function: Atg12 conjugating enzyme activity.
UUUCAUGUCAAGUAUUUUUCCGUUCGAUCGUAACACAUAUUUUAGAUUUUGUGAUAGUUUGUCGCUUUGCGACAACUUUUAUUAUUCGGUCCUUUUUUUCUGCGUCACAAAAUAUAAUUACAAUAUAUUUAGCUCCUAUUGGCCUUGUUAUUAAUUUCAAUCGUAAUUUCAAUCGUUGUUAACAACGACAACAAGAUCGACGUGAAAAGCGUACUAUCUCAUCAAGUUCGUUGAAUGAAUUCGCGGGACACGUGUUUUUCGUACGCUAAGAUAUUUCUCGCGACAGAAUCAUCAUUAUUAUCAUCGUCGUCAUCAUCAAUGAAGAUGAGCUACCUAUCGAUGCGCGGUGUGUUUUACGAAAUACCGUUGUUGUUAAAAACGCGCUAUGCGAUAUUGGGAUAGGUCGAUAUUUCGAAUUUUCGAUAAAGGCGCAGGCGUAAAACAAGCGAGAAAUUCUAUCGCGUGACAACACGUCGACGGCACAUUGUCGAAUAAAGGACGAAGCUGUCCCGAAAAGGACUCACGAAUCGGAAGGGAGAGGGAAAGGGCGAAAUCGCGCUCUCAUGCCCGCCAAUGAUACGGCACUGACUGCAACUCCGCAUUUGAUUGGACCGCGACCGAAGCACGCACACGGUGCCAUGUCACACUCGCAUGCACACACCGUCGAAUGUUAUAUCGGCGUCCGUACGUCGGCAGUCUCUCGAAGAGAGGAGCAAGAGGACGCGAGCAGGAACAGCCGUGCGGGACGGGAGAGAGUGGUACGGGGUCCGAUUAUAGCCGAACGUCGACGGACAUGUCCGACGCGAAAUAGUCGACAAUUGACGCGAUAGAGAGUUUGGCGAGAAGAUGUUCCGUAACCAUGGACGGCUCAGGUACGCUUACAUGGGAAGAAUUCCUCGAGAAUGCAGAAAAGUUUCUCGUUGUUUCAGACAAGAUAUCAGAUGGAUGGCAGCUUUGCGGGGACAAGGAUAUUCCUGGACAAGCGUAUCUAGUUAGAAGAGCCAAAUAUUUCAUACCGAACGAUGUCACUACGAGAAAGGAUGAAUCGACCGACGACGAUAAAGAUUUUGAAGAAUUCCACGUGGAACUUCGGGAAGACCCACACGAAACUCCUUGUAAAAAUGAGUCACCUUUUAUUAGCGAACAUCACAUUUUGUGGUCCAUUAGUUACAGCGUCCCAAUUCUCUUCUUCAAUGGUUGGAAGUCAGAUUUCCCCGGUAUUAACCCGGUGACCGUAAAUGAGGCUCAAACUGUCCUCGGCUCCAAACUGAAUUACAUAGAAUUAUCGCAAGCGAUUCACCCUGUCGUCGGCACACCGUUUCUGCAUUUACAUCCGUGUUUUUCGCAGGGAUUGUUGCAGAACAUGUCGAAAAGCAAGAAUAAACUUGUCAGUUGGUUGAGUUGCAUGGCAUCAGCGGCUUUAAAUCUCAAAAUACAUCAGGAAUAUUUCAAAUUGACCUACUGAGACUGCCGUAACCGUUUGAAGGAACAAUGAACAUUUUUUUUACAAAUACCUUUCUGUACAUCAAGUUGAAUGACAGAACAAUUCCGGUUUUAAGGAAAGAGAAAAAGAAAAGUCAUAUUUCUUUUUUGUGACAUCGAUUGAAUAACUGACCAUACAUCGCUAUCUGAAUCUA